This is a messenger RNA of Echinostoma caproni, 618 nucleotides long. Lineage: Eukaryota; Metazoa; Platyhelminthes; Trematoda; Plagiorchiida; Echinostomatidae. The record is from the annotation of a GenBank genome assembly.
AUGUGCCCCGUGUUCAUUUAUGUCCCAGUAUCGGAAACACUGCAGUUGGGAAUCUGGAGUUUAGAUGGAGAUCCGGCGCAGAGUCAUUUACUCAAAUUCGCAUUGAACGAGCCCAGUGUGUGGCACACCAUGUUGCUCAUAUGUGUCAGUCUGACAGACCCGUGGUCCAUCAUGAACGAGUUACAAAUGUGGUUGCGUAUUGUUCAGCAGCACGUAGUUCGUCUCAACCUGGCCCCGGGAGAAAUGAAAGCACUUCGAGAUUCCAUUGAGACACAAUUCAGAUCGUACGCGGAACCAGUGAGGGCUGAAAAAUCAAAAGCGAGCGCUGAUGGCAGCGAGGAACAGUCAAGUGUUGCACAUAACACAACUGCUCAAAUUAUUCGUCGAGGAUCGCAUUGCAUAACGUUGCGUGAUGAUCAAACAGGAUGGCCAUACACACCGUUGCAUCCGAUGGAGCCAAGCACCGAAGACCCCGGGGAGGGACAGGAAGACGCCCACGAAAAGUCAGUGGAUGCUGGUAAAGGAAACCCUCUGGGCGUACCGAUCAUAAUUGUUGUAACGAAGGUAGGUAGAUUUCGCAUUAGGAAUUCGCACAGUACAAAGGGUCAGUUUGCUUAA